Naumovozyma castellii is the source of this 882-nucleotide messenger RNA. It is a transcript of the gene SPE3, whose product is annotated as spermidine synthase. Lineage: Eukaryota; Fungi; Ascomycota; Saccharomycetes; Saccharomycetales; Saccharomycetaceae. The transcript has a single exon. The record is from RefSeq and is a predicted model, not a curated record. The coding region runs from base 1 to 882 and encodes 293 amino acids.
AUGGCUCAAGAAAUCACUCAUCCAACAAUCGUUGACGGCUGGUUCAGAGAAAUCUCUGACACCAUGUGGCCAGGUCAAGCUAUGACUUUAAAAGUGGAAAAAGUCUUACAUCACGAAAAAUCUAAAUAUCAAGAUGUUUUAAUCUUCAAAUCAACUACUUAUGGUAAUGUUCUUGUCUUGGAUAAUGUCAUCCAAGCCACUGAACGUGAUGAAUUUUCUUAUCAGGAAAUGAUCACUCACUUAGCUAUGAACUCCCAUCCAAACCCAAAGAAGGUUCUUGUCAUCGGUGGUGGUGAUGGUGGUGUUUUAAGAGAAGUGGUUAAACAUGAAUGUGUCGAAGAAGCCGUUCUUUGUGACAUCGAUGAAGCUGUUAUUAGAUUAUCCAAGGAAUACUUGCCAGAAAUGGCUAAAUCUUAUGAUCAUCCAAAGGUUAAGACUCACAUUGGUGAUGGUUUCCAAUUCCUAAGAGAUUAUCAAAACACUUUUGAUGUCAUCAUUACUGAUUCUUCCGAUCCAGAAGGUCCAGCCGAAAGCCUUUUUCAAAAGGAAUAUUUUGAAUUAUUGAAUGGUGCCUUGACUGAAAAGGGUGUUAUUACCACUCAAGCUGAAAACAUGUGGAUUCAUCUACCUGUCAUCAAGGAUUUGAAGAAGGCCUGUUCUGAAGUCUUCCCUGUCGCUGAAUAUGCUUACACUACUAUCCCAACCUACCCAUCUGGUUCCAUUGGUUUCAUGGUUUGUUCCAAGGAUAAGACAUGUAAUGUUAAGAAACCAUUGCGUGAAAUUUCUGAUGCUGAUGAAGAAAGAUUAUACAGAUACUAUAAUAAGAGAAUUCACGAAGCUUCCUUCGUCUUACCAACUUGGGUCACUAAGGAAUUAAGAUAA